AGACUGUUUGGCUCCAGCAGGGCCUUCGCAAUCUGAAGCACACCCGCGCAUUCUGCGUACAUCCUACAACUUCUGGUCGGAUCACCUGUCCCGCAGAUGGCCCGUCUCUUAUUGAUUGCCAGUCUUGUCGGGGCGCGCGGGGCCGCUGGCCUGGGUGCGGCCCCCGCCGAUUCCAGCAUGAUACAGUUUGGAACAGCGGUGGACAAGAGCAACACCUCGCAGCAGACAACGGCUUACGAACUCCGUACCGACCUUACUUGCCCUGCAGGUUAUUCGAACCUCGUCACGGAGACUGAGUGCGAGGCUGCACAAAUUGCUUUGGGCUUGCCAGGUUACAAUGGGCUGCAUUUCCAGUAUGACUCUCAACGUCGGCCGUACUGUUGGGUGGGACCGAGCAACGGUGUGAACUUCAACCCGAAGGGUGACUACGGUGCGAAGUCUGGUAAUGCGAACUUACAUGUGUUGUGCGAAGUCAUUGAGGUGGCCCUUACUUGACAAUUUGCCCCCUACGACCACGGGUAAGUAUUAAUAAAUCGCUCCCUCUGCAUUCCGAGCAUCGCUUUCCAAGUCACAGUGCCAAUUGUGCCACGCCUGCUCGUGCCCAGCGUUGCGCGCCCGCCUCUACUCCUGGGGGAGACGGGCUGGGGGACGGAC
Molecule: messenger RNA, 654 nt
Organism: Prorocentrum cordatum
Lineage: Eukaryota; Dinophyceae; Prorocentrales; Prorocentraceae
Source: the annotation of a GenBank genome assembly